Messenger RNA from Homarus americanus (American lobster), 2487 nucleotides. RefSeq lists its product as uncharacterized. Lineage: Eukaryota; Metazoa; Arthropoda; Malacostraca; Decapoda; Nephropidae. The coding region runs from base 1 to 2487 and encodes 828 amino acids. The transcript has a single exon. The record is from RefSeq and is a predicted model, not a curated record.
AUGUCUCCUCCAGCAGGACACUGUGUGGACUGCUUACCUCAGCAGGGCAGUGUGGACACAACACCUCCCAGCAGGACACUGUGUGGACACAACUCCUCCAGCAGGACACUGUGUGGACCAUCUUCUCCAGCAGGACACUGUGUGGACACAACACCUCCAGCAGGACACUGUGUGGGCCUGGCACUCAGCACAGUGUGGACACAACACCUCCCAGCAGGGCUGUGUGGACACAACUCCUCCAGCAUGGGACACUGUGUGGACUCAUCUCCUGCAGCAGGACUUGCAGUGUGGACACAACCACCUCCAGCAGGACACUGUGUGGACUCAUCUCCUCAGCAGGACACUGUGUGGACACAACACCUCCAGCAGGGCACAGUGUGGACACAACACCUCCAGCAGGACACUGUGUGGACACAACUCCUCCAGCAGGACACUGUGGACACAACACCUCCAGCAGGACACUGUGUGGACACAACUCCUCCAGCAGGACACAGUGUGUGCUCAACUCCUCCAGCAGAACACUGUGUGGACACAACUCCUCCAGCAGGACACAGUGUGGACACAACACCUCCAGCAGGACACUGUGUGGACACAACUCCUCCAGCAGGACACUGUGUGGACCACAAACCCUCAACAGGACACUGUGUGGACACAACUCCUCAGCAGGACACAGUGUGUACUCCACUCCUCCAGCAGGACACUGUGUGGACAAACACCUCCAGCAGGACACAGUGUGGACACUGCACACCUCAACAGGACACUGUGUGGACACCUCCUCCAGCAGGACACUGUGUGGACACAACACCUCCAGCAGGACACUGUGUGGACACAACUCCUCCAGCAGGACACAGUGUGUACUCAACUCCUCCAGCAGGACACUGUGUGGACACAACUCCUCCAGCAGAACACUGUGUGGACACAACACCUCCAGCAGGACACAGUGUGGACACCACCUCCAGCAGGACACAGUGUGGACACAACACCUCCAGCAGGACUGUGUGGACAGCUCCUCCAGCAGGACACUGUGUGGACACAGCUCCUCCAGCAGGACACUGUGUGGACACAACUCCUCCAAGGACACUGUGUGGACACAACUCCUCCAGCAGGACACUGUGUGGACACAACUCCUCCAGCAGGACACUGUGUGGAUCAACUCCUCAGCAGGACACUGUGUGGACACAACUCCUCCAGCAGGACACUGUGUGGACACAACACCUCAGCAGGACACUGUGUGGACACAACUCCUCCAGCAGGACACUGUGUGGACACAACUCCUCCAGCAGGACACAGUGUGGACACAACUCCUCCAGCAGGACACUGUGUGGACACAACUCCUCAACAGGACACUGUGUGGACACAACUCCUCCAGCAGGACACUGUGUGGACACAACACCUCCAGCAGGACACAGUGUGGACACAACACCUCCAGCAGGACACAGUGUGGACACAACUCCUCCAGCAGGACACAGUGUGGACACAACACCUCCAGCAGGACACUGUGUGGACACAACUCCUCCAGCAGGACACAGUGUUGACUCAUCUCCUCCAGCAGGACACUGUGUGGACACAACUCCUCCAGCAGGACACAGUGUGGACACAACACCUCCAGCAGGACACUGUGUAGACACAACUCCUCCAGCAGGACACUGUGUGGACACAACUCCUCCAGCAGGACACUGUGGACACAACUCCUCCAGCAGGUCACUGUGUGGACACAACUCCUCCAGGAGGACACUGUGUGGACACAACUCCUCCAGCAGGACACAGUGUGGACACAACUCCUCCAGCAGGACACUCUGUGGACACAACUCCUCAGCAGGACUGUGUGGACACAACUCCUCCAGCAGGACACUGUGUGGACUCAUCUCCUCCAGCAGGACACUGUGUGGACACAACUCCUCCAGCAGGCCACUGUGUGGACUCAUCUCCUGCAGCAGGACACAGUGUGGACACCACACCUCCAGCAGGACACUGUGUGGACUCAUCUCCUCCAGCAGGACACUGUGUGGACACAACACCUCCAGCAGGGCACAGUGUGGACACAACACCUCAGCAGGACACUGUGUGGACACAACUCCUCAGCAGGACACUGUGUGGACACAACACCUCCAGCAGGACACUGUGUGGACACAACUCCUCCAGCAGGACACAGUGUGUACUCAACUCCUCCAGCAGAACACUGUGUGGACACAACUCCUCCAGCAGGACACAGUGUGGACACAACACCUCCAGCAGGACACUGUGUGGACACAACUCCUCCAGCAGGACACUGUGGGACACAACACCUCCAGCAGGACACUGUGUGGACACAACUCCUCCAGCAGGACACAGUGUGUACUCAACUCCUCCAGCAGGACACUGUGUGGACACAACACCUCCAGCAGAACAGUGUGGACACAACAUCCUCAACUCCUUUCCUCAGCAGCUUCAGUAAGUCCUUCGUCUUGUCAUUCUUCAGGAACUUCGGGAGUUUCGGUGAGAACCUGA